Acomys russatus (golden spiny mouse) is the source of this 726-nucleotide messenger RNA. RefSeq names its product ATP synthase c subunit lysine N-methyltransferase (gene Atpsckmt). Gene Ontology annotation, biological process: regulation of mitochondrial ATP synthesis coupled proton transport; peptidyl-lysine trimethylation; positive regulation of proton-transporting ATP synthase activity, rotational mechanism. Gene Ontology annotation, cellular component: mitochondrion. Gene Ontology annotation, molecular function: protein-lysine N-methyltransferase activity. The record is from RefSeq and is a predicted model, not a curated record. NCBI's taxonomy places the organism in Eukaryota, Metazoa, Chordata, Mammalia, Rodentia, Muridae. The transcript has 5 exons. The coding region runs from base 1 to 723 and encodes 240 amino acids.
AUGAGCCCUGACUUCUCGCAACCUUGGGUUUCUAAUGUGUGCUACCAUGUGUUUCUGCUCUCUCAUUACAAUGGCUCAUACCUAGAAAAGCCCGAGGAAGAAAGGCAGAAGUACGGUGUUCAUCCUACGAGUCUGGAAUCUGACUGUUUGAAGAAGAGUAAUUGGGGGUUCUUGUUUACUGGGAUCAUUGGUGGCGCACUGGUGACAGUGUAUGCUGUGGCUACACCGUUUAUCACACCGGCCCUCCGGAAGGUUUGCUUGCCAUUUGUGCCUGCAACGUCGAAGCAGAUUGAAAAUGUUGUCAAGAUGUUGCAGCACCGAAGAGGAUCCCUCGUGGACAUUGGCAGUGGUGAUGGGCGGAUUGUGAUUGCAGCUGCAAAGGAAGGCUUCCCAGCUGUGGGCUAUGAACUGAACCCGUGGCUGGUUUGGUACUCCAGAUACCGUGCCUGGAGAGAGGGAGUGCAUGGCUCUGCCAAGUUUUAUAUUUCAGAUCUGUGGAAGGUCACCUUUGCACAGUAUUCCAAUGUUGUUAUUUUUGGUGUACCCCAGAUGAUGCCGCAGCUGGAGAGGAAGCUGGAGCGUGAACUUGAGGAUGGUGCUAGGGUUAUUGCCUGCCGCUUUCCUUUCCCACACUGGACUCCGCAACACACUGCCGGAGAGGGCAUCGACACCGUCUGGGUGUACGACAUGGGCACUUUCAGAGGCCGGCGAAGGAGGGCCUGAACA